Molecule: messenger RNA, 399 nt
Organism: Trichophyton rubrum CBS 118892
Lineage: Eukaryota; Fungi; Ascomycota; Eurotiomycetes; Onygenales; Arthrodermataceae
Exons: 1
Coding region: 1-399 (132 amino acids)
Source: RefSeq, a predicted model, not a curated record
AUGAAAGACUCACCCUCGCUCUCUACGCCCAGCAAGCUGGGGAAGGCGAAUGCCAUAGGACAAUUGGACAAUGUAGGCGGAGGAUAUACCUCAGAUUCAGCUGGGAGUUCGAAUGAUAGUUUAUUCUUCAGUGAAACGUCGAGAUCGACCAAACGCCAGCGCCAGAUGGCGACGCGGAAGAACUCAAACACGUCCCAGACACCAGAGAGAGGAGGCAAGAAGAGAGUUGCGUCUGCUUCAGCAGCGAGGCAGGAAGUGAUACCAGAGAAGAGGCAAAAAACAGUCGAGCCUGCUGAGCCUGUAGAGCGUGUGGGCGAAACCGCGGCUUUGCCCGUCAGAUCAUUGUUUGUAUUUGCUUUCUUUAAUAGUCCUUUGUUUACAUAUUUUUAUCUUUCCUAG